Penicillium mononematosum is the source of this 225-nucleotide messenger RNA. RefSeq lists its product as uncharacterized. The coding region runs from base 1 to 225 and encodes 74 amino acids. The transcript is spliced from 2 exons. NCBI's taxonomy places the organism in Eukaryota, Fungi, Ascomycota, Eurotiomycetes, Eurotiales, Aspergillaceae. The record is from RefSeq and is a predicted model, not a curated record.
AUGAUCCUGUUUGAGGCCUUUUCCCCUAGUCUGUGUUGUAUUGUGGCUCUGAUCAUCCUCAGCCUGCAAGCAAUGAGCACUGCGUGUAGUUCGUCAGAAUGGAAAAAGCAAGCGGCUGUCGGAUACAAGCCAAAGCCGGGAGAUGGAUUCCAGGGCAAGAUCGGCGCUUUGAUCAAUCUCUGGCCUCUUUGUCCCGCGAAGACUUGCUUAUCCAAUGACAUAUAA